Molecule: messenger RNA, 1014 nt
Organism: Hansenula ciferrii
Lineage: Eukaryota; Fungi; Ascomycota; Saccharomycetes; Phaffomycetales; Wickerhamomycetaceae
Gene: COX18
Product: membrane insertase COX18
Exons: 1
Coding region: 1-1014 (337 amino acids)
Biological process (GO): protein insertion into mitochondrial inner membrane from matrix; mitochondrial respiratory chain complex IV assembly
Cellular component (GO): mitochondrial inner membrane
Molecular function (GO): membrane insertase activity
Source: RefSeq, a predicted model, not a curated record
AUGUUCUCAAGGAUAAUAACAAGACCCCAGAUAAUACGACAAAAUGUCAUUUCUUUCAAACCUCCACCAAUCCAUGUUUCCAAAAGAACUUAUAUAUCACCAGUGGAAUUAGUUGAUUUAAUGACAACUUCAUUACAAGAAUUUCAUCAAUAUACAAAUUUAUCAUGGUGGUUAUUAAUCCCAUUAACUACAAUAACUUUUAGAACAGUAUGGACAUUACCACUUGCCAUAUUACAAAGGAAAAGAAUUCAAAAACAAUCUCAAUUAAAACCAAUUUUAAAUGCCACUGGUCCAAUAUUAAGAUUAAAAUUAGCACAAAAUGCACAAAUGGCUCAACAACAAUUAGCUAAAACAGGUGGAUUAAAAUCUGAUAGUGCUGCAAAAGGUAUAAAUGUUGGAGCUGCUUCAUUAACUUCAGAUCAAAUUAUGAUGUUGAGUGUUAAAGAAGUUUCUAAAAGACAAAAAUUAUUAUUUAAAGAACAUGGAUGUCAAUCAUAUAAAAAUUUUAUAUUACCAAUGUUUCAAAUCCCAUUAUGGAUAUUGAUGAGUUUUACAUUUAGAAAUUUAAGUGGAUGGACUGAUAUCACAUCAAAACCAUUGGAUCCAACAUUAACUACCGAGGGUUUUGGUUGGAUUAAUGAUUUAACUAUAGCAGAUCCAUCAGGUGUUAUGCCAAUAUUACUUGGAUCUUUAGCAUUAAUGAAUAUUGAAUGGAAUUCCAAAACUUUAGAAUUACAAAAUCAAAGUGGUUCUAAAAAAAGAAGUUUAAGACCUACGGCAUUUGAUGCUUUAAUUAGUGUUUCAAGAAUUGGGAUUGUUUUUUUGAUGGCUGUUUGUACCCAAGCUCCUGCAUGUAUGGGAUUAUAUUGGAUAAGUUCAAAUGCAUUUUCUGGUGUACAAAAUAUGGUUUUAGAUUAUUAUUUACCUGUUCGUUAUAUUCCAGAAAAUAGAUUAAGUUAUAAAAAGGCAACAAAUGAUUCAAUUCCAUUAUUUGAAAAAAAUUUAGAUAACUAA